This is a messenger RNA of Striga asiatica, 2811 nucleotides long. NCBI's taxonomy places the organism in Eukaryota, Viridiplantae, Streptophyta, Magnoliopsida, Lamiales, Orobanchaceae. The record is from the annotation of a GenBank genome assembly.
UAGCAAAACUGGAGAACAAAAAUUAAACUGAGAAUUAUUAAUCUAUUCAUUCUCUCGAGCAAUCAAUCAUCAGAAUUCCUCAAAUCAUUAUAGGAAGUUUCAUCUCCUUGUGUUAGAUUAGCUUGGCCUUCAAUUGGAUUAUCCUCCUAUUUUGAGCCCGAAACCCACUCACUCCGUCGAUCAAUUUGAAAAACAGCCCACAAAACCCUCAGGCUCGUAAAUUCCCUUUAUCAAUUCGGUGUUUGGAGGUUCAACUGUAGACUUGUGUUCCCGGAUUUCUCAAAGGAUGAGCGGACAGAAGAAGAGGAAUUUUCAGAUUGAAGCGUUUAAACACAAAGUGGUGGUGGAUCCCAAGUAUGCGGACAAGACUUGGAAGAUUCUCGAGCAUGCGAUUCAUGAGAUUUAUAAUCACAAUGCUAGCGGACUAAGCUUUGAAGAAUUAUACAGUUUACCCAAAUGGUUGCUCAUGCUUUGGAUGGUUUGUUAUAGUGGCGAAUUGCCUUUUUCUUUUUGCCUUUUCAAAAACGCUUACAAUAUGGUACUGCACAAAUUCGGGGAGAAGCUCUACUCAGGCCUAGUCUCGACCAUGACCCUCCAUCUCCAAACAAUGUCCAAAUCCAUCGAGGCUGCCCAGGGCCCACUAUUCCUCGACGAGCUCAAUUCAAAAUGGAACGACCACAACAAGUCCCUUCAGAUGAUCCGAGACAUCCUCAUGUACAUGGACAGGACCUUCAUCCCGAGCACCCGCAAGACUCCCGUCCACGAGCUCGGCCUCAACCUCUGGCGUGACAACGUCGUCCACUCCGCCAAAAUCCAGCCGCGCCUUCUCAACACAAUCCUCGACCUCAUACUCCGUGAGCGCUCGGGUGAGGUUAUCAACCGAGGCCUCAUGCGUAACAUCAUCAAGAUGCUAAUGGACCUCGGGCCCGCGGUCUACCAGGACGAUUUCGAACGGGCCUUCCUCGAUGUCUCGGCAGACUUCUACCGGGCCGAGUCCCAGGAGUUCAUCGAGUGCAGCGACUGCGGAAACUACCUCAAGAAAGCCGAGAGGCGUCUGAUGGAAGAAAUCGACAGGGUGUCUCACUACUUGGACGCGAGGAGCGAGGCUAAAAUCACGAACGUGGUUGAAAAAGAGAUGAUAGCCAACCACAUGCUGAGGCUCGUCCACAUGGAGAAUUCGGGCCUCGUGAAGAUGCUCCUCGACAACAAAAUCGAGGACUUGGGGCGUAUGUACGUUUUAUUCCGCCGGGUUCCCGACGGCCUCUCGACUAUCCGCGACGUGAUGACGUCGCACGUACGAGAAACGGGCAAACAGCUCGUGACGGACCCCGAGAAGUCGAAGAGCCCCGUGGAUUUCGUCGACACACUCCUGAAGAAACGAGACAAGUACGACCUCGUCAUAACGUGCGCGUUCGCCAACGACAAGACCUUUCAGAACGCGCUCGGUUCGUCGUUCGAGUAUUUUAUCAAUUUGAACCCUCGAUCGCCCGAGUACGUGUCGCUGUUCGUGGACGACAAGCUGCGCAAGGGGCUGAAGGGAGUGAAGGAGGAGGACAUCGAGACGGUGCUCGACAAGGUGAUGAUACUGUUCAGGUACCUCCAGGAGAAGGACGUUUUCGAAAAGUACUACAAACAGCACCUCGCGAAACGGCUGCUCUCGGGGAAAACGGUGUCCGACGACGCGGAGAGGAGCCUGAUCGUGAAGCUGAAGACGGAGUGCGGGUACCAGUUCACGUCGAAGCUCGAGGGAAUGUUCACGGACAUGAAGACAUCACAGGACACGAUGCAGGGGUUUUACGGGGCCCACGGGCCAGAGCUUGGAAGCUCCCCGACUCUUGUUGUCCAGGUGCUGACGACUGGGUCAUGGCCCACGCAGACGAGCCAGACGUGCAAUUUGCCGUAUGAGCUGUCGACGCUGUGCGAGAAAUUUCGGUCGUAUUAUCUCGGGACCCACACGGGCCGGAGGCUGACGUGGCAGACGAACAUGGGGACGGCCGAUUUACGGGCGACUUUCGGGAACGGGCAAAAGUACGAGCUGAACGUGUCGACUUAUCAAAUGUGUGUGUUGAUGCUUUUCAACAAUACGGAUCGACUCACGUAUAGGGAAAUCGAGCAGGCGACUGAGAUAACAGCGUCGGAUUUAAAACGGUGCCUGCAGUCGUUGGCUUGCGUGAAGGGCAAAAACGUGCUGCGCAAGGAACCGAUGAGCAGGGAUAUAGGUGAGGAAGAUGCGUUUUCUGUGAAUGAUAAUUUUGCGAGUAAGCUCAGAAAGGUGAAGAUCGGGACUGUGGUGGCGCAGAAGGAGUCGGAGCCCGAGAAGCAGGAGACGAGGCAGAGAGUGGAGGAGGACAGGAAGCCGCAGAUCGAGGCUGCCAUUGUUAGGAUUAUGAAGUCGAGAAGGGUUUUGGAUCAUAAUAAUAUUAUUGCCGAGGUUACUAAGCAGUUACAGUCGAGGUUUUUGGCUAAUCCUGGGGAGAUCAAGAAACGGAUUGAGUCGCUUAUCGAGCGGGAUUUCUUGGAGAGGGAUGACGUGGAUAGAAGGUUAUAUCGUUAUCUUGCGUGAUUUGAUUUGGUUUGCCUGUUUUACAUUUUUAUUUUUUAUUUUUUUGGGCUCCAUUGAAGAGCGACUAGUGGAUUAUUACAGAUAUUUCGUUUGUUUUUGUGUCUGGAAGAUAUAUUUGUUGGUAUCAAGCUUUUUAUUGCGUAUAUCUCUUAUUGGCACCGACCUGUGUCGUAUUCGUGUUGGUAUUAUUGCAGUAUUAUCCUCGCGUUGAACUCCAUGAUUAAAUCAAGUAAGAAAGUAGAAUGUGG